Messenger RNA from Letharia lupina, 1731 nucleotides. RefSeq lists its product as uncharacterized. The transcript has a single exon. The record is from RefSeq and is a predicted model, not a curated record. Bases 1 to 1731 code for a protein of 576 amino acids. NCBI's taxonomy places the organism in Eukaryota, Fungi, Ascomycota, Lecanoromycetes, Lecanorales, Parmeliaceae.
AUGUCGGACCCACUGAGCAUAGCAGCUGGCAUAGUGGGUGUCAUUACGGCUGCAGCUCAGAUGUCUGUACUUUUGACCAAGUUCACAAAAUCGACCAUCGCAGCGCCACAGCAGGCACAGGUCGUACUCACCGAGGUGAGCGACAUACGUGGAAUCUUGUCGCAUCUGCAGACAUUUCUUCUCGGGCCAGACUCACCUAACAGAUCAAGGACUUCCUUGCUCAAGGUGGAAAAGGUGGUGACCAUUGUCGGUGGCUGCGUGCAUACGUUCUCAGAGCUUGAAAGGCUGCUCGAUGAACUGAAGACGGAAGAUUUGGACGUGUUGGAUCGCUUGAAAUGGGCGAGAAAGGAGCCAGUGAUCGUGAGUCUUAUCGACAGGCUGCAGAACCACAAGGCAUCGUUAUCUUUGGUGCUCAAUAUUGUGAAUGGGUUUGUCCCUAUCCGCCAAGAGCUGUCGUCCGAGUGGGUGCUGAUAUUUCGUAGACACACGAUUGCCGAAGCCACAGACUCGGUGAGCCGACUGCACGAACUCGUAGAGCAAUGCUAUAAGGAAAUGUCAUCCAGAGUACAAGCACUGGAGAUUCUGGAUCUGCAGAGGAGGGGCGGUGCAGAUUGGAUGUCGGUAGACGAUACGGAGUCUCUUGCAACCAUCCAUGCACGCCCGCCUGAUUUGAGCUAUGAAGAAGCCAUUGGGAACGAAUUAUUACGCUUCGACUUCUCGGAUGAUUUACAAAGGUCUCGUGUUUAUAGGAGGAACCAGGCUUUUCGCAAGUCUGUCAUUUCCGCAUUAACGAACAGUGUGUACUCGCUGGGAUGGUCGUACUUCUCAGACUUGAGUAUGGCAGAAGUGUCAAACAUUUCGGUGAUAAACCUGGGGAUCACCGAGGAAGAAACUUACAAUCCUCAACGAUCCACGCAGACAUGGUCAGCCCAAGCAAACGAGAGGGCGUCUACCGGCCCUUACAACGAUGAUUACAGAGAUAGACAAAACACUCAGCUACAUAACGUCGUCCGUGAACCAAUUCCAGCAAAUAGUUCUGCAGCUACUCGGGGACGUCGGCCGGCGUCCACCCGGACACAGCAGCAAAGUCUCCACCGCCCUCGUUCUCUACCCCCGCCUCACCCAUUUGAGGAUCAUUACAGUCCUUUCCACUUGGAGGUGCAUUAUAUAUACAAGACCAGUGCAAAUAUUACUGAAGAUCCAGCCCCCAAAUCUAAUCUACCACUGGCGGGUCCCUCAGAUCCACUUCUAUAUUCACAACCCCAGAGUACCUCCUCACAAUCUUACGAACCAAUGGAAGACGAGCCAGCUUAUCCGUGUCGAGGUUGCGGGAAGGUAAUAGGAGAAUGGAGAGCGUUUGGACUUGGUGAACCAUACAUAUUCUUCAUCAGAUACUGUCAAGCUAAUGCAAAUGCAGAGGGCAGCCUUUGGCACCUUGACUGUUUCUGUUGCAACACCUGCGGUAUCAAUUUCGGCCCCGCUGCCGAUCUCGGCCCCCUCGGCGACGGGUCACUCAUCUGCAACAAUUGUACCCAUAGCUGUAGCGUCUGUAACAAGAAGAUAGAGGACCUUGUCAUUUUCACGGGCGACCAGACCUUUUGUGUAACAUGCUCCAAGUGUCGAAACUGCAAAAAGAAGAUCGAGAACAUGAAAUACGCUCGGACUUCGCAGGGAUUCUUUUGCAUGGAGUGUCACGAGUCGUUAAUGCAAAGACGUCGGAGGAAAACCUAG